CAUCACUCCUCUUCCAUCACAAACUCCUCCUCCACUCCGCCUCCAUCACUCCUCUCUCUCCCUCCGUCUCUCUUUCACUCAGAGGCGCCGCCUCUCAGCGCCACACCAAGCGGACCUGCAGCCGGGACCAGUCCGAAUAUCAUUGUCAUCAUCAUCAGCAUCAUCAGCAACAACAACAACAUCAGCAACAGCAUCAUCAUCAGCAACAUCGUCAUCAGCAGCAACAUCAUCGUCAUCAGCAACAUCAUUAUCAGCAGCAGCACCACCGUCACCAGCAUCAUCGUCAUCAGCAAGAUCAUCAUCAUCAGCAGCAGCAGCACCGUGACCAACAUCAUCAGCAGCAACAACAUCAGCAGCAGCAGCACCACCAUCAUCAUCAUCCGAAGAGAGCAGCAUCAACACAAUAAACAGCAUCAUCAUCGGCAACAUCAUCAUCGGCAACAUCAUCAUCGGCAACAUCAUCAUCAUCAGCAGGAGGAGCAGCAGCAGCGCGAAGGGCAGCGGAGUAGCGAUGGGAGACGGCGAGAGAGAAAAGCGGAGUCGCAAGCCCGCCAGGCCUCUCAAGAGGAAACUGCCUGCUGAUAUAGCGGCCUCUAGUGGCGAGCAAGUGUGGGAAGCUGUAUGCAAGACGGAAACCAGCGACUCCGUGCCUCCCAGCUCCCCACUGCAUCAGGCUCCCACUGCUCUCGACUCCUCCAAGGAGUCGCCGCCUCCCCCACGCCGUCGCCGCUUCCUCCUCGAGGUGAACGGCGCCAGCAAAGCGGUCACUCAGGUAGCACCGGGGCCCAUCCCCCUGAUCGUGCCCCUCCUCAGCCCCCCCCUGGCAGCGCCAGCGGCGUCGCCGCUCACCAGGGCACCCCAACUGCACGGCGCCACUGGGGAGGAGGAGGCGGGGGUGGCGCCGUGCCCACAGGCGCCGUGCUCCUGGUGCCAGAAGGUGGGGCAGCGACGCUACGCGCUGCCUAUGGGGGGAGAGAUCCGCGCCUUCUGCAGCGACAAGUGCUUCAGCGCGGGCCGGCGGGCACACUUCAAGCGCAACAAGGUGUGUGACUGGUGCAAGCAGGCGUGCCAGGCGCUUGAGUACCUGGGGUUCGGCGAGGGCGAGCGCCGGCUGCGCUUCUGCAGCGACAAGUGCCUGGGCCGCUACAAGAUCGACGUCUUCUACUCCGAGACUCGUGCCAACCUCCCGGCGCCGGGGUCGGCGGCGCCGCACUCCUCCUCCUCCUCCUCUUCCACGCCGGCCGACGGCGGCGCCAACGACGGCGACAAGCCGCCCUCUUCCGCCACGCCGGAUCGAGACAAGGGCGGCGGCGGCGCCGGCGCCGGCGGCGGCGGUUCUAACGCCGGUGCCGGCGACGUCGCCGCCAAGAUCGGGAAUGGCGGCGCUUGCCCGCAGGCUUCGCCGGCGCAGAGGCACCGGGGGCCGUGGGGGGAGGCGGCGCCGGCAACGGCAAAGUGCGGCGCCGGCCCCGGGGAGCUCGCCGAGCCGCCGCCGCCGCCGCGAUCGUCACCGGACGAGCGCCGGCACCGGCAGCAGGAGUCGAAGUUCGCCAGGAUGGUGGGGACGACGGCGCUGGCACCCAUCAAACGGGACGAGUCUCCGCCGCCCCCUCCGCUGCCGGGGCCGCAGGCGCCGGCGCGGGGCCUGCGGCCGCGGCUCCUGCCGGCGCCGGACGCGCGGAGAGGCGGCGUGGCGCGGCGGGCUGACGUGGCGGGGGCGGCGCCAUUGCACCAGCAGCGCGAUCCGGCCAAGAAGUCUCCGUGCCUCCUCCUCCCGGUCGCUGGGAAGGUUGAGAUCGGCGGGCAGCAGCAGCAGCCGCACCAGCAGCAGCAGCAGCACAACCACAACAACCGGCAUCACCAGCAGCAGCACCUCCAGCAGCAGCAGCAGCAGCACCAGCAGGUGACACCGCAGAACUUGCUGCCGGGGGCGCUAAGCACGACGUACUUGGUGAACCAGCCGGCGCGGUUUGCUGUGCCCGUCUUCCCGCAGGUCCAGCUGCCGGCACGGCCGGCAGCUGGCGCCGCUGGCGCCCAGGCUCCGGCUAGCGCCUACCCUCAUUCGCAACAGCAGCAGCAUCAGCAUCAUCAGCAGCAUCAUCAGCAACAGCAGCAGCAGAUGCCCCCAUACCCGCACGGAGGGCAGCAGCAUCAGUUCAUGAUGGUCCCUCCACUGGCUCCGCUGGUGCCUCCACCCACGCUGCUGGUGCCGUACCCGGUGCUGGUGCCCGUGCCGAUCCCCAUCCCCAUCCCCAUCCCGGUGCCUGUGCCGAUCGGACCCGGCGGCUGGGGUCGCCACGGGGGCAAUGACGGCGGUGGCGUCGGCGCUCACGUCCUCAUCAACGGAGGGGUUGGAGGAGGUGUUGGAGGAGGAGGAGGCGGCGGAGGUGGACGCGACCUGAAGGACGAGGUGACCCUCGUCAGCGUGAAGGUGGAGGCGGCGGAGGUUUGCGUGGCCGACGAGGAGAGGGAAGGCGGAACGCCCCUCGCAAAGAGAGACGGUGACGCUGGCGGCGAUGGCGGCGACGGUGACGGCGGCGACGAUGGCGGCGGUGGUGCUGAUCUCGCCGCUAGCAAACUUGAUGGUGCGAGUGACGGCGGUGGCAAUGAUGAUGGCGAUGACUUUGCCGAUCCUUGUGGUGAUGGUGGCGGUGAGGACGUGAGUGAAGAUGUUGCCGGAGCUGCCGCUCACGGCGAAGAUGCCGACGUCGCCGAUAAGACCCAGCAGCAGGGUGGUGGUGGUGGAGGCGAUGCUGCAGAUGGUCACGGGCACAAUGAUGAAAUCGGAGAUGCCCAUGUAGACGCCAAAGCUGGUGGUGGCGCUUGUGGUGGAUCUGGUGAUGGAGUUGCUGGUGAAUCUGGUGGUGAAUCUGGUGGUGAAUCUGGUGGUGGAGUUCGUGAUGGAUCUGGUGAUGGAGUUGCUGGUGAAUCUGGUGGUGAAUCUGGUGGUGGAUCUGGUGGUGGAGUUGAUGGUGAAUCUGGCGGUGGAGUUUGUGGUGGAUCUGCUGGUGGAUCUGCUGGUGGAGCCGGCGGUGGAGUUGGUUGUGGCGCUGCAGUCAGUGGCACAGACGCGGGUGGCGAGGCGGGAGAUCGCGUCGACGCCGGCGGCGCCGCCGAUGUCGCCGGUGCCGCCGCCGAUGUCGCCGGUGCCGUUGCCGAUGCUGGCGCCGCCCGGCGCGCCGAGCCGCCGGCCGUCGUGGACCUCACCCUCCACAAGUCGACCCCCCGCCCGACAAACGGCGGCUACGUCUGCGCCGAGGGUCGCCACGGUUGCGCCGGGACCAGGGCCGUCGGCGCGGCACUGGCAAUAGGUCGCGAUGCCGGCGGCGGCGGCGGCGGCGGCGGCGACAGGACAUCGGCGGAGAAGGCGGUCUUCCCGAACAGCGGCGCCGGCGCGGCAGCGCCGCGGCCUGUCGCUGAGUUGACGUGCGCCGAUUGCGCCAGGGGCAGCGCCGGCGUUCUCCGAUAGCUCGCCAGCCGGGGCACGACCUCGCGAGGGUUGUAGCCGCGUCCGGCGGCAGCACUAGCGGCAGCACUAGCCGUGGCCGGGGACACUAGCGGCGGUAGCAGCGACAAAGAUCAAAUCGAUGACAGCCGGGAGGCGAUAACGCCGGGCCGGCCCCGGUGCGAUGGCGGCACCGACGUGAGCCAUCGGGGGAGCCACCCUGGUGCCGGUGAGUUUCACCGUAAUGUGGCGCCGUGGGGCCAGCGAGAUUGACAGUCGCCUCCCCGUGAGAUUCACAAUCACCUCACCGUGAGAUUCACAAUCACCUCACCGUGAGAUUCACAGUCACCACAGUCACCUCACUGUGAGAUUCACAAUCGCCUCCCCGUGAGAUUCACAAUCACCUCACCGUGAGAUUCACAAUCAUCUCACCAUGGGAUUCACAAUCACCUCCCCGUGAGAUUCACAGUCGCCUCACCAUGAGAUUCACAGUCGCCUCACCGAGAGAUUCACAAUCAAUUCACCGUGCGAUUUUAUCGCAGGCCAAAUACGAACUGCACCGAGCCACCGGACCCGCGCAUCGAGUGAGCAGCAGCCAGUAGUGAAUCCCGGCUGGGCGUCAAGAUAUUUAAUUUAUACAUUUUCAGCACGCACGGUGAAUCCCGUCAAACGUCGGUAAGCAAAGCUUAACCGCAACGCGAAAUGACCGUGGUAAACUGGGCUACCUAGUCACAAUGGGCAAGGGUGCAGCCCUGAAGUUUCUUUCCCACGCCGGUCGACGAAUUGGCGGCGCGCGCGUGAUGGGGUAGCGUGCGGGUAACUCCCGUCUCUUCCGGCCCCCCCCCGGCCCCAGCGUGGAAGAGUAGGCCAAAUACACCCCUUCCCUUCGAGGCCUGGAGGUCUCUUUCAGAGCUUGCUGUCGUUGGCGUGUCGCGAUCCCGGUCCUAAGUCCGCUACUUGAACGUACGGCGCGGCGAGUCGCCUCGCUCCACGCGUGGGCGGCGUUCCGCCAGGGAACGCCGUUCACAACGGCGCCGCUGUGACUAGGAACACGUGACGUUAUAACUAGGAACACGUGACGUUACAACUAGGAACACGUGACGUUACAACUAGGAACACGUGACGUUACAACUAGGAACACGUGACGUUACAACUAGCAACACGUGACGUUAUAACUAGGAACACGCACGCCGUUAUGACUAGGAACACGUGACGUUAUAACUAGGAACACGCACGCCAUUGUAACUAGGAACACGCACGCCGUUGUGACGAUCACGCACACCGUUAUGACGAUCACGCACACCGUUGUGACUUAGCCCGCGCACUCACCGUUAUAACGAGGAACAUGGUCACCGUUAUAAUGCGGAACACUUGACGUUAUAACGAGGAAACACGGUCACCGUUAUAACACGGAGCGCGUGCCAUUCUAACGAGGAACACGUGCCGUUAUAACGAGGAACACAUGCCGUUAUAAAGAGGAACACGUGCCGUUAUAACGGGGAACACGUGACGUUAUAACGGGGAACACGUGACGUUAUAACGGGGAACACGUGACGUUAUAACGGGGAACACGUGCCAUUAUAACGGGGAACACGUGACGUUAUAACGGGGAACACGUGACGUUAUAACGGGGAACACGCGCCGUUAUAACGGGGAACACGCGCCGUUAUAACGGGGAACACGCGCCGUUAUAACGAGGCACACGUGCCCCCGUUAUAACGGGGAACAAGCACACCGUUACAACGCGGUUUCUGAGCCGUCGAUGACGAACCACGCUCUGGAGCCGCGCGACAGAGCGGUGCAGUGAUACGGCUGAAGCACGCGGUGUGCGUGGCCGUCCCGGACGUCCGUAUCUCGCCAAACUCCAUCGUCGUGGCAAUUCUUUUCGCCACGAAAAGUGCGUCGGGCGCGCUAAACGAGGUACUCGCUCGUCGUCCUAUCGACUCACGGGCCACGCUUUUGGAGACGUGAGGGCUAUAUAUAUAUACACAUCGGCGAGCGCUCUGGCAAGAGUUCCCGGAGUCUCCGGUUGUGCGUGCGUGGUGCUCCGGAUUGAGAAGUCGCCGGCAGCGACUUCUCAAUCCGGAGCCGUCGCCGUUUUGAAUUUUUCAACGAACGCUCCCAGGGGCGGUUCGUUCUGCUGCUGCUGCUGCUACUCGCAAGCGCCAAAUCGAUUAGGCCUGGCGUACAAUGCUCUCAACCCUGUCCGGACCACCAACUCAAAGGGAACUGAAAAAGUGUGGCUGUAAUUGGAGGUUAGGGCGCUGCGGGGGAGAAAUGUUAACUACCUCGCCUGGUACACAGGAGGUCGUGGAUUCCACCCCGACCCUGACGCCUGCUGCUGUAUAUUUAGAGUUUGCGUGUCUCUCUCUCUCUCCCCCCGUGGUCGUGUGGAUUUUUCUCCGGGUCCUCCGGUUUUUUUCCCUCCACAUUGCAGAAUUAAUAUCACCACGCAUCCAGAGCAUUUGGCUGCUAUAAAUGUCCACGUGAUAAGCCGCUUCGUUGAACUAUCGCUUGCGAUGGCCAGUACGCUCCUUAAAAAGAUCUGUUAUAGCUCAGUGGCCCUCAGCUGGGAAAAUAAAACAAUUAUAUCGGGUAAAAAUCUAAUGUAGGCAUCCCAACAGACAACAGCAACAGCAGCAGCAGCAGUGAAACAGUGACAGCUCUAGACCGGCUUCGUCCUCAUUAGGGCUCCUCAUCAUCAGUACAGCACAGGCUGUGAGCGUUGUACAGUGUGGCAUCGGGGUGGUGAUGCUUGCGCCAUGCAAGCAAGAAGGGCCUGGGUUCGAAUCCCGUCUGUGUGGAGUCUCUGCACGUUCUCUCUCUCGCUUCCCCAUGUUCUGCAGACCGUAUGUAUGUGUCUGUGAGUGAGUGAGUGUGUCUGUGAG
Messenger RNA from Petromyzon marinus (sea lamprey), 6333 nucleotides. RefSeq lists its product as uncharacterized. Gene Ontology annotation, biological process: animal organ development. NCBI's taxonomy places the organism in Eukaryota, Metazoa, Chordata, Hyperoartia, Petromyzontiformes, Petromyzontidae. Gene Ontology annotation, molecular function: zinc ion binding. The record is from RefSeq and is a predicted model, not a curated record. Gene Ontology annotation, cellular component: nucleus.